AUGAAUACCAACCACAACAACUGUUACAUCUCUCCACUCUCUGAUAAUCAAAACAAACCCAUCAUUCAUGAAUUCGAUUUUUUCUCUCUAAAUAAUACCAACCAUGCCUCUACUUCUGCACCUCCCUAUCAACAUCACACCCCUUCAUCUCCCACUGAAAUCAAAGUAAAUACUAGUUUGAAUCUUCUUACGACAAAUACAAGCAGUGAUGAAUCCAAGGUUGAAGCUAACACAUCAACUAAUUCAGAAGACAAAAGAGAUAACCUUGAGCUUGAUGUUCUUCAAGCCGAGCUCGAGAGAAAGAAAGCGGAGAAUCAGCAUUUGAGAAACAUGUUUGAUGAGGCCAAGAUGCAUUACGAGCAUUUGUUGAGUUUGAUGCAGGAGAGAAAGGUGAGAAAGGUGGAGGAUGGUAAAGAAGAGGAACAAGAAGAGAAACCAAAUGGGAAUAGCGGAGUUUUGAUUCAAAGGCAAAAUGUGGAUGAGGAAGGUUCUAACGAUGAUGAAGAACUUGUCUUUGAUCAUGAUAAAGAGGAAUCUGAUCACGGAAAUCAAGUUGUAGCUGCUAAUAAUAAUAAUGCUAAUAAUGUUUCAAAUUUUAGUCCUCAAACUCAUGUAGAAGAAGCUGAGGCAACAAUGAGGAAAGCCAAAGUUUCCGUUCGAGUUCGGUCGGAGGCUAAUAUGAUCAAUGAUGGUUGUCAAUGGAGAAAGUAUGGACAGAAAAUGGCGAAAGGAAAUCCGUUUCCUCGAGCUUAUUAUCGAUGCACCAUGGCUUUAAAUUGUCCAGUGAAAAAACAGGUACAAAGGUGGGCCGAGGACAAAUCAAUAUUGGUAAUAACAUACGAAGGAAAUCACAACCAUGCCUUGCCACCGGCGGCUAUGGAAAUGGUACGCCAAACAUCAUCAGCUGCAAGAAUGCUACUAUCAGGGCCAAUGACAAGUCCUGAUGGACUAAUGAAUCCAAAUUUUCUCACAAGAACAGUGUUUCCUUCUUCUUCAAGCAUUGCAACUAUUUCGUCGUCAGCUCCAUUUCCAACCAUUACAUUGGACUUAACUCAAUCGCCAAAUAAUCCAUUACAGUUUCCUACUCAUACGUUGUUUAAUCAGUCAAGAUUCUCAGGACUUCAAAUGUCUCAAGAUGCAGAAACUUCGCAAUCUCAACAGACAUCACAGAACCUUGCAGCUGAUCCGGACUUCGCUGCAGUUUUGGUAGCUGCUCUUACUCGCAUGAUUGGGGGUGCACAACCAAAUAAUAAUGACACAAAAACCAAUAAUAGUAAUGGCAAUGUUAUAUAA
Messenger RNA from Lathyrus sativus (Indian pea), 1293 nucleotides. Lineage: Eukaryota; Viridiplantae; Streptophyta; Magnoliopsida; Fabales; Fabaceae. The record is from the annotation of a GenBank genome assembly.